GAUCGCUGUCUCCGCCGGCUAUUACACUUCCUGCGCAUGCUCUCCUCCUUCCUUUUAGCUGAACGUGUCAGCCAUGGCCCCGAUUAAAAAGCAGGUGGUCAAAAAGCAGGGAGGGAAGAGGAAGAAGCAGAUCCUCAAAUUCACCCUAGACUGUACUCACCCGGUUGAGGAUGGCAUCAUGGAUGCUGCCAACUUUGAGCAGUUCCUGCAGGAACGCAUCAAGGUCAACGGCAAAGCUGGGAACCUGGGAGGAGGUGUCGUGUCCAUUGAGAGGAGCAAGAGCAAAAUUGCUGUAAAUUCGGAAGUUCCCUUCUCCAAGAGGUACUUGAAAUAUCUCACCAAGAAGUACCUCAAAAAGAACAACCUCAGGGACUGGUUGCGGGUGGUGGCCAACACCAAGGAGAGCUACGAACUGCGCUACUUCCAGAUCAACCAGGACGAGGAGGAAGAGGACGAAGAUUAAACAUGACACCGCUUUUAAUAAAGAUUCAAAGGAGAGAUGGGAA
Molecule: messenger RNA, 506 nt
Organism: Sphaeramia orbicularis (orbiculate cardinalfish)
Lineage: Eukaryota; Metazoa; Chordata; Actinopteri; Kurtiformes; Apogonidae
Gene: rpl22
Product: ribosomal protein L22
Exons: 4
Coding region: 74-463 (129 amino acids)
Biological process (GO): cytoplasmic translation
Cellular component (GO): ribosome
Molecular function (GO): RNA binding; structural constituent of ribosome
Source: RefSeq, a predicted model, not a curated record